AUGUUUGCCGUCGGCUGCAGCAUGGGCCCGCUGAUGCACUACUGGUACCUCUGGCUGGACGCUGCCUUCCCAGCGCGGGGCGUGCGGGGGCUGAAAACCGUCCUGAAGAAAGUCCUCAUCGACCAGCUGGUGGCAUCGCCCGCCCUGGGCGCCUGGUACUUCCUUGGCAUGGGCACACUGGAGGGCCAGUCUCUAGAGCACAGCUGGGAGGAGCUGAAGGAGAAAUUUUGGGAGUUUUACAAG
Molecule: messenger RNA, 243 nt
Organism: Pelecanus crispus (Dalmatian pelican)
Lineage: Eukaryota; Metazoa; Chordata; Aves; Pelecaniformes; Pelecanidae
Source: RefSeq, a predicted model, not a curated record